Phyllopteryx taeniolatus (common seadragon) is the source of this 4158-nucleotide messenger RNA. RefSeq names its product leucine-rich repeat LGI family member 2-like. Bases 513 to 2285 code for a protein of 590 amino acids. The record is from RefSeq and is a predicted model, not a curated record. The transcript has 8 exons. NCBI's taxonomy places the organism in Eukaryota, Metazoa, Chordata, Actinopteri, Syngnathiformes, Syngnathidae. Gene Ontology annotation, biological process: inhibitory synapse assembly. Gene Ontology annotation, molecular function: protein binding.
GCAGGCGUACGGAUGACAUUCAGGCUGAGAAGAGCCAAGAACGGGUUCGAUGAGGAGACGGACCGUUACCCGAAACGAGGAUUCACCCGGCUUCCGGAUCUCGCGAGAGAAGGAAGAGAGUCCAGCGCUCUUGUCUUCCUAAACUGGCGUUUAAAUACUUCCAACAGGUUCAGUGUAUGGGGAGUGUUCUUUGCAAACAAGAUCAAAGAACCGGGAAGAAUGAAUUGCAUCGGGUCUUUUUCCUGACGAGGCCGGCUGGGCAACUCGCUUGGAAUUCCUUGCAGCGUCUCACUUUGGGAAAUGCGCAUUUCGCUCGUCAUUUUAUGUGCACAGUCGGACGCAGCCUCCUGUCAUGCUGCAGUGCGGUUGUUGUUGGGUUCGUGAAGGCAAAAUGUGACUUGACCUCGAUAAAACAUUUUCCAGUGGAGGAAAACUAAAAGGGCUGCCUAUUUCUGCGGGUGCGGUGCUGCUGGACUUUUUGGAGGGGGCGGGGGUUUGGUUUUGAGCUACUAAUGAGAGCGCACGGCGGCGGGGAGGGGGCUGCCGUGCCGUGCCGUGCCGCUGAUUCGCUGCCGUCCGCUGCUACGUCGCGUGGUGCAGGGCGGCAACGCGCGUUCCGGUCCGUCGAGCACGCGAGCCCGCCCGCCCGCCAGCCAGCGAUGAUGCCGACGCGAACGUUUCGGGCUCUGCUUUGCGUGUUCCUGUGCAGCGGCGCGGCCAAGAGGCCUGCCCGCUGCCCUUCGACAUGCAGCUGCUCCAAGGAGUCGGUCGUUUGCGUCGGCUCCUCUUUUGUGCCCAGGAUGAGCCCCGGCCACGCUGAAUUGUGUUGUUUGACGUGUGUUUGCAGGAGCAUCGUCAAUGGCACUUUCUCAGAGGUCAAAGAGGCCAUGUUUACGCACAUGCCCUCCCUCCAGCUGCUGCUUUUGAAUUCCAAUUCCCUCACCACCAUAAGGGACGACGCAUUCUCUGGCCUCCCGCAUCUCGAAUACCUGUUCGUCGAGAACAACAGGAUCGAGAGCGUAUCCAAAUUCGCCUUCAGAGGACUCCGGGACCUCACCCACUUGUCCCUGGCGGACAACAAGAUCGAGGCCCUGCCUCGAGACCUCUUCGACGAGCUGGACUCUCUGAUCGAGCUGGACCUGCGAGGCAACGCCUUCCAGUGCGACUGCCGAGCCAAGUGGCUGAUGACGUGGCUGAGGGGCACCAACGCCACCGUGACCGACGUGCCGUGCGCCGGACCGGAGCACGUCCGGGACGAGCGCCUCAACGACAUGAGCUUGGAAAACGACUGCGUCUCGACCGAUUUCGUCCUUCAUCAGACCGUGGCCACGGAGUCCCUGUCCGUCGACACGUUCGGCUACAAGGACGACGUGUUCGUGGCCGUCGCCGCUCCCGGCGCCGAGAGCUGUAUGGUCCUCCAGUGGGACCACAUCGAAAUGAACUUCAGGACUUACGAUAACAUCACAGGUCAGUCCAUCGUGGGAUGCAAGUCGGCGGUGAUCGACGACCAGGUGUUCGUCAUCGUGGCUCAGCUCUUCGGCGGCUCGCGCAUCUACAAGUUCGACGAGGACCAAAGCACGUUCGGCAAAUUCCAGGACAUCGAGGUGUCCAAGAUCUCCAAGCCCAACGACAUCGAGGUGUUCCAGAUCGGCUCCGACCGCUUCUUCGUCAUCGCCGACAGCUCCAAAGCGGGCCUGUCCACUCUCUACAAGUGGAACGACAACGGCUUUUAUUCCUACCAGUCCCUUCACGAGUGGUACCGCGACACGGACGCCGAGUUCUUGGACUUGGACGGGAAAGCGCAUUUGGUCUUGUCGAGCCGCUCGCAGGUUCCCGUCAUCUACCAGUGGAGCCGGAGCACCCGUAAGUUCGCGCUCCAGGGCGAGAUCCCCGACACGGAGGACGCGGUGGCCGUCAAGCACUUCCGCGUCGAGGAGGAGCUCUACCUAGCCGUGACGCGCUACAUCGGAGACUCCAAAGUUCUGCGCUGGGGCGGCAAACGGUUCUCGGAGAUCCAGGCGCUACCUUCGCGCGGCGCCAUGAUCCUCCAGCCGUUCUCCUUCAAAGAGCGCCGCUACCUGGCCCUGGGAAGCGACUACACCUUCUCGCAGAUCCUCCUGUGGGACGAGCGGCAGAGCGUGUUUGAGCGCUUCAAGGAGGUCUACAUCCAGGCGCCGCGAUCCUUCACCGCCGUGUCCACGGACCGCCGGGACUUCGUCUUCACGUCCGGCUUCAAGGGGAACACGCACGUCUGGGAGCACGUCACGGUCGACUUGAGCUCGUGAGCCUUCUGCGAACCACGCGCGGCGGGUUCACGUCAGGGUUGCGAAGGGCUGGAAAAUGUACGCGUGCGUGCGUGCGUGUCGGGUCCAUUUCCACGGGAAGUUAAGCUGGCCAAUUUUGGAAAAGUAUCGUAGUCAAACGGAAAUAGGAACUUUUUUUCUCCUAAGCAGACAUUCAUGCAAAAUAAUACUAUGGCAUUUAAUCGGAAGUAUAUUGACUUUGAAGUAUUUGAUGGAACAAUCCAUCCUUUUAUUGAAGAGCAAAAACAGGAAUUUGGAGUUCAGUAUUAUGCACCCCCCCCCCCCCUUUCCAAAAAGGUCAAUGAGAAGAGCCCCUCCCCCGUCAGAAAAGCUGAAAUCAAACAUUUCAAUGAAAAAGUGUUUCACGGAAGUUCAAUACGCGUUCAAUGUUUCAAACUUUGAAGCAGUCACAAGAUUGGAUCCAAAUGUUUCACGCCAAAACUGGCUCGUACUUCGCAAGCGGACUGUGCUGAAUUUCCCCCAAACCCCAAACAAAGCAGCGACUUGAAUUCUUAAGAUUCUCUGCGUAGCUCGAGGGGCAGCCCGCUUUGAGAAUCGGCGGCGCGGCGCGGCCCGAAUGCAAUCGAUAUUCAGCUCGACUUGAAAGAAAGCUUCCCGUUUUAGUUGUGAAUGCUCAAAUUGAUGUUGUGCACGUUUCCUAUUACUACGAGCCAAACUUCCAUUUUGUAAAUUCCCGCUUUAUCGUCAUGAAUUAUUAGCAGCGUCACCUUUGCUUCUCGUGCGCGGGGAACGUCUCGAAGCGCAAACGUGGGAUUGAAGACGCGUCAUCCGCGUCGACACUGAAGCCGGGAGACGUCGCUCGUCGUCGUGUCACUUCAACGCGUUGCCAUCUUUGUGCCCCCCAAAACUCGAGGACUGAAGCGUGCGUCUCAACAGCUUUGUGCGGCGAUGUCGUCAUGUUGCAGCCGCUCGCCACAGCGUGAAAGCAAAUCUUCGCCGUGAAUGAUGAUGAUGAUGAUGAUGAUGAUAUCCAAGCGGCACGGAUCGUCCGAGCUUUCCCGAUGUCGACGUCCCAAUAAAAGCGCAUCGACUAUUACUCCUCGCUGUGUUCGGGUUCAGAGGGGUCACGUGACAUUUGACCCGGCCCAAUAGCUAUUUUGCGACUUGGCCCGAAACUAUGAUAUAUGUACUAUGAGGGAGCACAGUGGUGAGCUCGUGGCUUCCCUUUUCCAAAAACACUCGAAGUUGAACAACUGCUUGCUGUUUUUGAUGCGCUUCAAACCCAUGCGUUCACGCACGCACGCAUCCUUAGAUUCCGCACAGAGUCACGCACACGCACACGCACACACCGAAACGUGAGAAGAAGAAGAAGAAGAAUCUUUUAUUGUCAUGAACAUGCAUGCAUGCACGCACACGAAAUUUGUUCUCUGCAUUGAACCCAUCACAGUGAACACAUACACAUGUUAGUGGAACACACUGGAACAGCUGAAGCACCCGGGGAGCAUUUCGGGGUAGGGGUUUUGAACCUAGGUCCCCCACGGUGGCAGGCGAUGAUCUUAACCAUUGGGCCACGGCCGAUGGAACGAAACGGAAGCCGUCUAAAAGUCAGACAAUCUUUUGGUGUCGAUGGCGAGUUUGUUGGCCUUAAGUGAGCUCGAACGGUCACGCUUUAAAAAACGGCCAUGUAUAGAAAGGCGUUCAAAGGAAAGAAAAAAAAAAAAAAAAAGGUCUCAUGGACCAUGUGACACAAUCUAACAUAGAAAGGCGUUCAAAGGAAAGAAAAAAAAGAAAGACUCAUGGACCAUGUGACCCAAUGUAACAUCCAAUUUUAAUCAGGGAAAUGUCCCUCGAUGAUAUUGUAGAGUGAUCCCAUAAAUAAACGGUAAAGAAGGAA